GUGACGGUCCGUCAACUCCUCCUCCUUGUGUAUCAAAUGAUAAUAGAAAAGGACAGACUGAUAUGUUCUCGACGUUAUUCUGUAAUAUUUAUGUAAAAAUUUUCUUUUUAAGUUUAAUUUCAAAUCAUCAUUCUGCUCAAGUCAUCAUAUAUUUUGGACGAUUGAUAAAUAGUGUUCACAACAGCUGAUAAGCUUUUUAUAUACACCCACUGUUAUUAUGGCCGCCGCUCCCAAACACUUUGACGGAAUAGAAUAUAAUGUGCACGUGGUCAAAUGAGAUAAAACAGUUCAAAAUUCCAUUUUUUUAAUUUUGCUACUUAAUAUUAAGAUAUGUCAUAAUGACGCCAAUCAAGGAUAAUCAAGAUGUGGCCUGUUUUCUGGUCACCAAGCACUCAUGGAAGGGAAAGUACAAACGUAUUUUCUCAAUCGGAUCCAUGGGAAUUACUACAUAUAAUCCAAAUAAUUUAGAAGUUACUAAUAAAUGGGAAUAUGCAGAUUUUAUUAAUAUUCAACCUACAAAUCGCAAUCAAGUUGGUUCGUUGGAAUUCAGUAUUACAAUCCGCAAAGAUCGUAAAGUGGAAACAAUGAAAUUCAGCUCAGAUCAGAGAUCGCAUUUAUUAACAGAAGCUCUUAAGUAUAGAUAUCAGUUUUCUGAGAAACCUAAAGAAGUUUGGAAAUUUUCAGCCUACAAGCAUCACUGGUCGGAUACAAGAUUACCAGUUGUUCUCGAAGUAACACCAUUCAGUCUUGAUCAAUUAGAUCCUGCGACAAAUAUGAUUUUAGCAAGUUACUGCUACAAAGAUUUCGAAGGAUUAGCAUCAGUGAAAGAUUAUCCAAAUGGAUUUGUAAUAGUUUACGGUGGUUUUGGACGUUUACAUUUAUUUGCUUCCGAACAUAUGGAAGAGAUUAAAAAAAAAUUACUUGAAAGCUCAUUAAAUAAUUUGGGUAUAAGUAUAAAAGUAUUAAAAGAGGCAAUUCAAUUAGACGAUUUUAUUUCUCAAAGAUUUGGCAAAUUCAGUGGAGAUGAACAUAUAACAAGUGUAUCUGAAUUUACUGUACAUAAAAAUUCACCAAGACAUUCGGAUCUUCAAAGAAGAACACUUUGCCUAUCGGAUACGUGUGUUUUGGAAAGAGAUCCACAAACUUAUAGUAUUUGUACAUUGAGGCCAUUGUCAGAUGUAUUUGCUUUAAUUCGUGAUCAAUUGAAUCCGCAAUUAUUUACAAUUCAAUAUUUGAAUGGACAAAUACGUUGUUAUGUAGCAACCGAUAGAGAUUCCUUAUUGGCGUCUUUACUUGAUGGUGUUCGAGCAUCAGGCAAUCGAGAUGUUCACAUUAGAAUGUUUCCCAUUGCUCGGGGGAAGAGAUUAGGACCCUUUAAUAUUCCCGUAGAAGAAGAGGUUGAAAAUAAUCAUGUUAAGUUCCUUCAACAAUUACCAGGUGGUAGAACGUUUGCUGAAAUCUUAGAAAGGUUUAAUGCAAAUAUUCCAUACAGUGGCCUUCGUUACAUAACGCAAGAGGGAGGACUUUUUACGGAGAACAAAGAUAAAUUAAUUCUCAGUGCUCUAAAUUCUGUAAUUAAUAAAGAAGUUGAAACUAUUAAUGAAAUGGAAGCACAAUUUCACACAAUCAGACGAUUAAUAGCGAGUAAAGUUGGAUUUGCAGCAUUUACAAGUUUACCGGGUUUCAGAGAGGCAAUUGGUAGCAGAGUGGUAAAAGCUUUAAAAAGACAAGAUUGUGGAGUUACACAAGCUGCAAUAGAUUGUAUAUGUGCCCUAAUGCAACCGAUGCAUGAUGAUUGUGAUUUAAGACAAGAACAAUUGAAUAAAAGUAGCCUUUUAAGUAAUAACAAAUUUUUGGAAAGUCUUUUGGAUAUGUGGCUUAGUCACGUUAAUCAUGGAACAGGUGCUCUUGUAGUAUCUGCGAUGCUUGAUCUUUUGACAUUUGCAUUGUGUGUACCGUACAGUGAAACAACUGAUGGCAAACAUUUUGAUAAUUUAUUGGAAAUGGUCGCGUCAAGUGGUAGAUCGUUGUUUAAAUUAUUUCAACAUCCCUCUUUGGCUAUUGUUAAAGGAGCAGGUUUAAUUAUGAGAGCAAUAAUUGAAGAAGGACCUCAAGAAAUGGCAGCAAAAAUGCAAGAAUUAGCUCUCGCUGAAGGAGCUUUACCAAGACAUCUUUUAAAUAGUUUAUUUACUGUUGGAAGUGACAGUCGAUUAUUGGCGCAUAGACAACUUUGCAGACAUUUAGUUGGUUUAUGGAUCACUGGACAUCCAAUAGCAAUGGGUUUACUUAAGAGAAUUAUGCCGAUUGGAUUACUAAAUUAUCUUGACUCUGAUGAAAAAGUACCUGAUUCUUUUUUAGAGGAAGAAAGAUUGAAUAAUCGUGAUAAUUUGAAAAUUGCAAUAGAUCAUGCAGCAAAAAAUAUGAAAAGUCCACAGUGGAUAGCAUUUGAACGACGUGUACGUGUAUUUGAGAAACAAGUGGAAAAUGUCUUUCAACAUUGGGGUACACGUGUUGGUAUUGAGAGAAGGGAAAAAAUGAAGGAGAGGCCAAUUGUUUUAAGAAAACGUAGGGAGAGAAUAAAAUCCGAAGCAAAUUGGAAAUUGUUUUACUAUAAAUUCAAUCAAGAUCAUUCAUUGCCAAAUCUUAUAUGGAAUCAUAAAACACGAGAGGAAUUGAGAACAGCAUUAGAAAAUGAAAUACGAGCAUUUUCGACUGAUAAAGAUUUAUCUGGUGGUAUGUUAAUUGCAUGGAAUCAUCGUGAAUUUGAAGUACAAUAUCAAUGUUUGUCAGAUGAAGUGAAAAUUGGAGAUUAUUAUUUAAGAUUAUUGUUGGAAAAGGAUAGUCCUGAUAAUCCGAUUAGAAAAUCGUAUGAAUUUUUCAAUGAUCUGUAUCACAGAUUUUUAUUGACGAAUAAAGUGGAAAUGAAAUGUCUUUGUUUGCAAGCAAUGGCGAUAGUAUAUGGCCGUUAUUACGAGGACAUUGGACCAUUUUCCGAUACAAAAUAUAUAGUUGGAAUGUUGGAACGUUGUUCGGAUAAAAUGGAACGUGAUCGAUUAGUAAUGUUUAUAAACAAACUUAUUCUUCAUAGAAGAAAUGUGAAAGAUAUUUUGGAUCAAAAUGGUGUACGUGUUCUUAUUGAUUUAUUAACUUUGGCUCAUUUACAUACAGCGAGAGCUGUCGUUCCUACACAAACUAAUGUAAUAGAGGCCGGUCCUGAUCAAGAACGUCUAACGGAAAAAGAAUGGUACUAUAAUGAUGGUGAUAAACGAAAAGGACCACUUCGUCUAAAGGAUUUAAAGGAUCUUUAUGUUUCCGGAAAAAUUACGUAUAAAACAAAAGUUUGGGCCCAAGCUUUAGACAGUUGGCGAAUUAUUGCACAAGUACCACAAUUGAAAUGGACAUUAGUUGCAAAAGGAACUCCUGUGAUAAAUGAAAGUGAACUAGCCACUUUAAUUUUAAAUAUUUUGAUAAAAAUGUGUGAAUAUUUUCCAAGUCGAGAUGUUGACAAUGCAGUUAUUAGGCCAUUGCCUCAUGUCAAACGAUUAUUGUCUGAUCCACAAUGUUUGCCACAUUUAGUUCAACUUUUGUUGACAUUUGAUCCGGUUUUAGUUGAAAAAGUUGCUACAUUAUUGUGUGAAAUUAUAAAAGAUAAUCCUGAAAUAUCAAAAAUUUACUUAACCGGUGUCUUUUAUUUUAUUCUCAUGUAUACUGGAUCAAAUGUUUUACCAAUUGCGAGAUUUUUACAAUUGACACACACUAAACAAGCAUUUAGAGGCGAUGACAAUACACAAUCUGAUAUUAUGCAAAAGAGUAUUCUUGGACAACUUUUGCCAGAUGCAAUGGUGAGCUAUUUGGAAAAUCAUGGUGCUGAGAAAUUUGCUAAAAUAUUUUUAGGCGAUUUUGAUACACCUGAAGCUAUUUGGAAUGCAGAAAUGCGACGAAUGCUUAUUGAAAAAAUUGCUGCACAUAUUGCUGAUUUUUCACCAAGAUUAAGAAGUCAUACAAUGGCGCGAUAUCAAUAUAUUGCAAUUCCUGCAAUUAGAUAUCCACAAUUAGAAAAAGAAUUAUUUUGUCAAAUAUUUUAUUUACGACAUCUUUGCGAUACUGUUAAAUUUCCCCAAUGGCCAAUUCCUGAACCUGUCAUGUUAUUAAAAGAUGUUCUUGAUGCAUGGAAAAAAGAAGUUGAAAAGAAACCACCAAUUAUGACAGUUGAUGAAGCAUACAAAGUUCUUGGUUUGCAAAAUGGUAAACAACAUAAUGAAGCUAUAGUGAGAAAAUCAUAUUAUAAAUUGGCGCAAAUGUAUCAUCCAGACAAAAAUCCACAGGGUCGAGACAAGUUUGAAGCUGUCAAUCAAGCUUAUGAAUUUCUAUGCAGUCGAAGUUGUUGGACAACUGAUGGUCCAAAUCCCGAUAAUAUUGUUCUUAUUUUAAGAACACAAAGUAUUCUAUUUCAUCGAUAUAAAGAGGAAUUGGAACCAUAUAAAUAUGCUGGUUAUGGACAGAUCAUUAAAACAAUUCAAAUGGAAACUGCUGACGAUCAAUUAUUUUCGAAAUCAACACCUUUAUUAGCGGCGGCAAGUGAACUUGUCUAUCACACUGUUCAUUGUUCGAAAUUAAAUGCAGAAGAAUUGAGAAGAGAAGGUGGUUUAGAGGUUCUUUUGGAAGCUUAUACAAGAUGUGUUUCGGUGUUGAAUAAAUCUAGUAAAUCUACUGAUGCUGCGGUCCAAGUUUGUAUGCAUAUCACAAAAUGUUUUUCCGUAGCUGGAUCGUUCAGAGGAUGUAGAGAUAAAAUCAUCGAAUUACCACAAUUGGUUAAAGAUCUUUGUAGAAUAUUACAAUUUAAGCACUUGAAAAAAUUAUGUUCAGUGGCGACAGAUUGUAUUUCUUCUUUGGCUACAGAUAGUAUACUUCAAAUGCAAUUAUUACAAUCGGGAGCAUUGUAUCAUCUUCUUUUCUUUAUGUUCAAUUAUGAUUACACAUUGGAAGAGGGUGGAGUGGAAAGAAAUGAAAAUGAUAAUUUACAAGAAAUUUCAAAUAAUCUUGCAAAAUUGGCUGUCAGAGCGUGUGCACGAUUAGGUGGUUAUAUGAAAGGAGAAAAUGAAACGCCUGUCAAUCCAGUGACAGUAAUGGCAUUGGAAAAAUUACUCACGCCUUAUUUAUCAAGACAAUUGUCAAGCGAUAAAUCUGAAGAAAUAUUAAAGACAUUAAAUUCAAAUUGUUAUAAUCCAUACAUGAUUUGGGAUAAUAGUACAAGAGCUGAAUUGAUUGAAUAUUUGAAAAAUAAACGGCAAAAUAAAUUCAGUGGUACGACAAAUAUUGAACAUGAUUUUAGUGAUCUUGCGUACAGCGCUCAUAAAAAUGAAUUGAUCAUUGGUGAAAUAUACGUUAAAAUUUAUAAUGAACAACCUACAUUUCCAAUUGAGAAUCCAAAAGGUUUCGCCAUUGAUUUACUGGAGUUUUUAUCAAAAUAUUCCGAAUAUUUAAGUUCUCUCGAUGGCAUUACUUUAUCUAAAAAUGAUCAUGAAAAAUUGAGACACAUUGUCAUGUCACUUGAGGGUUUAAAGAAUAUUAUUAAAAAUAAUCCCGAUGUCGAAAUACAAUGCAUUGGACAUUUUAAAUUAUUAUUUGAACUUUUAAGUUGUAAUAAUUUUAAGGCGAUACAAAAAGGUGCCUUAGAAGUCAUUAGUAACGUGACGAAAAAUCAAGAAUGUGUUAAUGAUAUUGCAGCGAACGAUGUAGUGGUACAUUUACUUUUGUGUUUAAAUACAUUAAAAGAUUCACAGCUUCAAAUUCUUGAAGUAUUAUACGCUCUAAUGAGUACGACAAAAAUAGUGAAAGAUGCUUUGAAUAAAGGUGCUGUUAUAUACAUUCUUGAUUUAUUUUGCAAUUCAAAUAAUGCACAAAUCCGUGAAGCUGCUGCAGAAUUACUUGCUAAAAUGUCUUCCGAUAAAUUAGCAGGUCCUAAAGUUAAGUUAGAUUUGUCCAAGUUCCUGCCUCGAUUAUUUAGCGAGGCAAUUCGCGAUGCUCCGAAACAAUGUGUCCAUAUGUUCGAAUCAAAGCAGGAGAAUCCAGAAUUAAUUUGGGACGAUCAUUCAAAAACGAAAGUGUCCAGAUUGGUUGCCGAGUUGAAAGAUGAGCAUUACAGCAUUCAAAAGCGAAAUCCAAAUGCAGUGUUAAAAAUGGCUGAUGCACAGAAUAAUGUAGAUACAGCAACGAAUGAACCUGUCGUAGGUGGCGUUUACCUAAGAUUAUUUAUUGCCAGUCCUACGUGGGCUCUAAGAAAACCAAAAGAAUUUUUAAGCGAGCUUAUGGAUACAACCUUAAAUUUAAUGUCCAGAGAAAAGACUGACUCAGAUAUGCUAGAAUUAACAACUCAGGCUUUAGUUAAUCUUUUGCAAGCGCAACCGAACUUAGCGGACCAAGUACCUUCAUUAGGUCACAUACCACGUUUAUGUCGACAAAUGGCAACAAGAAAUAAUCAACCCUCUGUUUAUAAAGCUGCAAUAUUAAUAUUACAUCAGUUAGCAAUUAGUGAGAUUUGCAUAUCAUCCAUCUGCCAAACGGAUUGCAUAAGUCCAUUGAAACAUGCAAUGCAAUCUAGAAAGGAUAUGAUUGCUGUUGCGUGCGAAACGUUAAAUAGAUUGUUUUCAACAAACGAGGAUCGCCUUAUUAAACAAGCUUUAGAAGCAGAAAUGGUACCUUAUCUUUUAAAUAUAUUGGAAGGAAAAACGGAAAUCUUUGAGAAUGUUGCCACAACAAGAGCGCAAAUUGUUAAAGCUUUAAAAGCAAUGACAAAAAGUUUUUUACUUGGUGAAAAAGUUAAUGCAAUUUUAGAAAAAUCCUCAGUGUGGGCAGAAUAUAAAGAUCAGAGACACGAUUUAUUUAUAUCAAGUGCUCCAACAUUGUGUUAUCUUCCAGCUGGAACACCGAUGUCUGCUGGUUAUUUAACAGCAGGACCAAGUGCAACAAUACCAUCUGGUCCACCACCAGUAGAAAAAGAAGAUAAUUCAUUAAAUCGGAAUGAUUUCUGAUAUGUCUGAUACAUAAAGUGAUAGAGAUUCAUCAACAACGUUCAUUCUUUGAAUAUUGAAGAUAAGUUGUUUUUACCGUGAUCUUAUAGCAUUUUAUAAAUAAUAAUUUAAUUAAAACUUUUAUUGUAAUGUGGACCGAUAUUGAAAUUAUUAUCAAGAAAUAUUGUAUGUGAUUUUAUAUCGUAAACUUUUAUGUUAACUAUUUUCAUAUUUUAAUCUAUUUUUAUGAUAAAACAUUUAAUAUAUAUUUUUGAACAAUUUUUUUUUUGGUUUUUUUAAACUCGUGUUUUCUAAUGACACAAAUAGUUUAUUUAUAUCACUAUUUUAUGUUUUUACUCAACAUUCUGACUUUAAUAAUUUUUUUUAAACUAAUGUGAUGUAAAAAUGAAGAUUUAAUUGUUAAUGUUUUUUAUUAUAGAAAAAUAUAUCAGUCCAGCAUUACAAAUAAUUUUUCAAAUUUGACUAACAUUUGAAGUAUUGUCCAAAAAAUGUUUUUAUUUACCAUAGAAUUCAAAUAUUUAAGCUCUUAUAAAAAAAGGAACAUUUACUAAAUUUAGUUAUAAAUGAACUUUAGUUUUAUAAAAAUUAAUUAAUUUCUAAUUAAUUAAAUUUAUCAAUAAAAAGAUUUUUUCAAGGAUUUUUUUGGACAGUAUGAUACAAGCUUGAAAUUUGAAAAGUAAUUUUUAUUAUAAACAUAUAAAUUAUUUUUCGUACAAAUCUUGAAGGUUUGAACGUAUGAAUAAUCGUUAUUGUUUAAUCCGUUAAUGUUUAACGCGAUAUAUAAUGUUAGUAUGAAGGAUGUGAUAUCAAAUUUUAAAGUCAGGGAGUCGAAAUUUUUUUUUUGAAUUAAUAUAAAAAAAAAAAAAAUUUUAUACUUAAGUAUAGACAGUUCAGAUCAUGUAAAUUAUAUUUAAAUUCAUAUUUUCGAAAUAAAAUUCAAUGUUAAUUUUUAUUUUAAUAACUUUUGAUUUACAGAUAUUAGAUAUUACACGCUUUAUACAAACUGAAUAACGUGAUAGAAAUGGAAUUUAUUAGAAACAAAAUUUGUAGAUUGCAGUGACAUGAGUUUAAAUUAUAUUAGUGAUUUUAUAAUAACUUUUUACAAAGGAAUAACUAAUGAAUAUUACAAUUUACUGAAAAUGAAGAAGUUCUUUCAGUAAUAAAUGUACAUGAUCAAAAAUAUAUAUUAGUAAUAGAUUUUUUUUUUUUGAACUAUUCUAGUGCAGUUAAACUCGUUGAAGUCAUCUACAAAUUGUGUUUAAUCAUAAACUACAUAAUGUGAAAUAUACUGUAAAUGAUUUUAUUUUCCACUUUUUAUAAUGUACAGCUUUUUUAUGUAUAGGUAUUUACUAUACACAGCUGUGUAAAAUGAUCAGCAUUUGUGAAUAAAUAUUAGUUGUGUAUAUAAUAUA
Molecule: messenger RNA, 8443 nt
Organism: Leptopilina boulardi
Lineage: Eukaryota; Metazoa; Arthropoda; Insecta; Hymenoptera; Figitidae
Gene: Rme-8
Product: dnaJ homolog subfamily C member 13
Exons: 19
Coding region: 339-7031 (2230 amino acids)
Biological process (GO): endosome organization; receptor-mediated endocytosis; regulation of early endosome to late endosome transport
Cellular component (GO): endosome membrane
Molecular function (GO): protein binding
Source: RefSeq, a predicted model, not a curated record